Molecule: messenger RNA, 5587 nt
Organism: Rosa rugosa (rugosa rose)
Lineage: Eukaryota; Viridiplantae; Streptophyta; Magnoliopsida; Rosales; Rosaceae
Product: transcription initiation factor TFIID subunit 1-like
Exons: 5
Coding region: 86-5257 (1723 amino acids)
Biological process (GO): transcription by RNA polymerase II; RNA polymerase II preinitiation complex assembly
Cellular component (GO): transcription factor TFIID complex
Molecular function (GO): TBP-class protein binding; histone acetyltransferase activity; RNA polymerase II general transcription initiation factor activity
Source: RefSeq, a predicted model, not a curated record
GCCCUCUAUAAAUACGAGAAGACGAAUCAGACCACCUUUCUCAGAGUAUCGAGGAAAAGGUAAAAGCUUUCAGAGCUUUCACAACAUGGGUUGUAAUUCAGAUGGUGGGUCCCAAGUGUUUAGGGGUGAAGAUGAUGAUGAAGAAUAUGAGGAGGAUGGUAGGGGUAGUCGGUUUCUUGGGUUUAUGUUUGGUAAUGUGGAUGACUCGGGUGAUCUUGAUGUUGAUUACCUUGAUGAGGAUGCAAAGAAGCAUUUUGCUGCACUUUCCGAGGAGCUUGGUCCUGCUUUCACGGAUAUGGACAUGUCAGUGAAGUUACCAAGGACAUUAAGCGAUGCGGUGGAGCAAGAUUAUGAUGAGAAGGCUGAGAAUGCUGUGAAUUAUUUUGACAUUGAUGAGGAUUUUGAGGGUCCGGAGAUUGAAGGUGCUACUGAGGAGGACCAUCUUUUGCCGAGAGAUGAAUACCUUUCUGCUAAAGUUUCGGUGGAUAAAAUUCGAGAAGUGGAACAUGAGGUGGUUGAAAAUUAUGAUGAGGAGAGUGAACAGGAAAAGGAACAAGAGGUGGUUGAACAGGAUGUUAGAAUUUCCCCACCGCUGCCAGUUCUAUGCAUAGAAGAUGGAGAGGUGAUCCUAAGAUUCUCAGAAAUCUUUGGCACUCAUGGAAAGGAGGCAGUUAAAAGAAACCGUGGGUACUCUGUUUGCAAAAGUAUGCAUAAAUCCAUGGAUGUUACGGAUAUUGUUGAAGAGGAUGAAGAGGCAUUUCUCAAAGGAACUGGUGAAGGAUUUACAGCUUUGAAAGAAGCUGAUGGAGUGAAACAUAACAUCUCAGAAUUGAAUGAUGAUGAUUUGGAAUUUGCAAAAUUUCGUGUUCACAAAGAGGCUACCUCAUUUGCUGUGCUGGAUGGGCCAGGAAAGGGCACAUACCUUUUUGCGGCACCAAUGAAAGAAGAUCUAGAUGUGGAUCUUUGUGUGGAAAGGCAGUCACCUUCGCGUCCUACAUUUUACCCUCUUGAUCAACAAGACUGGGAAGAUGGAAUUAUUUGGGACAAGUCUCCUGUAAUGAGUGACAAUGCUGUUGAGAGUUGUGAAAUGUCAGGACCUGACCACACCUCAGUUGAUAGUGAAACAGAAUCUGAUAGUGGGUCGCAAAAUAUUCAGUUAGAGUCCCAAAAAGAGUCUGAUGAGAAAAGGCAUGACAUUAUGCUAUUUAGCCGGUCUAGUCUGUUGGAGCCUUUUGGCUCAAGAAAUUCAGCAGGACCUUUAUGUGUUCCUGUAUCGGAAAGCAGAUACCAUCCCCAACUCUUAAGGCUAGAAUCUCGAUUUGAAGUGGAUGACCAGGCAAAUGGUAGAAUGGAGAAUGUCGAUCAGAAGCUUCGUAAGAGAGAUGCUGUGAGGCAAUUCAGCAAGCUUACCUCACAUAACAGAGACAUGCUAAAAGGAUCGUGGUUAGACCAGAUCAUAUGGGACCCAAACAUGCCUAUUAGGAAGCCAAAGCUUAUCCUUGAUCUUGAAGAUGAGCAAAUGCUCUUUGAGAUUUUGGAUAGCAAGGAUAGUGAACAUCUUAAGCUUCAUUCAGGGGCCACGAUUGUAACUCCCCCUCUAAAGUCAAGCAAUGAGGAUUCUUUGGAUUUGCCAAGUCAUGGAGCUCAGUUUUGUUGGCGAUAUGUUGCUAAUGACAAGCACUAUGCAAACAGGAAAACAUCUUAUCAACUAAAAUCGAAUUCUAAAAGACGCACUGCUCAAAGCAUAAAGAUUUAUCACUCACAACCUGCACUUCGGCUACAGACUAUGAAGCUGAAGUUAAGCAAUAAGGAGGUUGCUAAUUUUCAUCGACCAAAAGCUUUAUGGUAUCCCUGCAACGAUGAAAAGGCUGUAAAAGAACUAGGGAAGCUGCCUACUCAAGGACCAACGAAAAUUAUUAUAAAGAGCUUGGGUGGCAAAGGCAGUAAGCUUCAUGUUGAUCAUGAGGAAACUGUCUUUUCUGUCAAAGCAAAAGCUUCAAAAAAGCUAGAUUUUAAGUCAUCUGAAACAGUGAGGAUGUUUUAUAAAGGGAAGGAACUUGAAGAUGAUAAAUCUCUAGCAGCUCAAAAUGUUCAGCGGAACUCUUUGCUUUAUCUGGUCCGUACAAAAAUAUAUUUGUUGCCAAGGUCACAAAAACUUCCUGGUGAGAAUAAAUCGUUGCGUCCUCCUGGAGCAUUUAAGAAGAAAUCUGACCCUUCAGCGAAAGACGGUCGUGUCUUUCUUGUAGAGUAUUGUGAGGAAAGACCUUUACUUCUGAGCAAUAUUGGUAUGGGUGCAAGAUUGUGCACUUAUUAUCAAAAUUCAGCCCCAGAUGAUCAAAAUGGAUCUUUGUUGCACAAUGAAAGCAGCAGCUUGGGUCAUGUCAUUUCGCUAAACCCUGCUGAUAAAUCACCUUUUCUUGGAGAUACAAAAGCUGGUUGCUGUCAGUCAUCUCUUGAGACAAACAUGUAUAGAGCACCUCUUUUUUCUCAUAAGGUGCCAUCAACUGAUUAUCUGUUAGUUCGUUCUGCAAAGGGAAAGCUUUCAAUUAGACGCAUUGACAAGCUUAAUGUUGUAGGGCAACAGGAACCUCUCAUGAAGGUAAUGUCUCCUGGAACUAAGAAUCUGAAAAAUUACAUGCUUAACAGGCUCAUAGUCUACAUGUGCCGUGAGUUCCGUGCUGCCGAAGAGCACCAUGUCCCUCCAUGUAUUCGUGUAGAUGAGUUAUGUGCACAAUUUCCUUACCUAUCUGAUCCCUUUAUCAAAAACAAAGUGAAGGAACUUGUGAAUUUGCCGAAGGGGUCAAGUGGACAUUGGGUUAAGAAGAGCAAUUUCAGGAUUUUCUCAGAAGAUGAAUUAAGAAAUAUGGUGAAACCAGAAGAGGUGUGUGCCUAUGAAAGCAUGCAAGCUGGUCUUUAUCGGCUCAAACAUUUACGAAUUACUCAAACUCAUCCUUCUGUCAUGUCAUCUGCAAUGAGUCAUCUCCGCGACGAAGGUAAUACUCUGGCUCCUGCAUCUCACAUCGAAAGGGAACUACAGACGACUCCAUGGAAUUUGAGUUGCAAUUUUGUAGCCUGUACAAUGGGAAAAGAAAAUAUUGAGCGUUUAGAAAUAUCUGGCCUUGGUGAUCCAUCUGGCCGGGGCCUAGGUUUUAGUUAUGUUCGCGCUGCUCCAAAAUCAUCAAUGUCCAAUGCAGUGGGAAAGAAAAACUGUGCUACUGGUAGAGGACGUUCAGAUUCUUUCAGCAGGGAGAGGUGUCAGGAAAUUUGGGAACAGCAAGUUCGUAGUCUUUCAGCAGCAGGCAGUGAUAAGAAUGAGAGUGAUUCUGAAGGAAAUUACAGUGAUCUAGAUUCCUUUGCUGGGAGUUUAGAAAAUCUGCUUGAUGCAGAAGAAUGUGAAAAGGGGUUGGGGGGUGAUCAUGAAUUUGAGUGUGACAAAGCAGAUGACGUUAAAGGGCUUGUAAUGAGAAGGCUCCUGUCCUUGAAUCCAGCAGAGGAAAGUGAAGAUGAAGCAGCUGAAGCAGCUGAGUUAUGCCGGUUGCUUAUGGGUGAUGAAACUGAGAGGAAGAAAAAGAAAAAAACAAGAGUUUUGGAGGAAGCUGGGCUGCCUCCAGGCUCACGAACAAGUUUUGGUUUUCAGAAUGCAGAUACGGUAAAGCAAAACAUUGUUGCACCACAAUUUGAUGGUUCCUAUACUCCUAAAGAGAAACCAAUUGGAGAAAGCAAAGUGAUGGAAAAUCUUCUUAAAAGAAGCAAGACUGGAGAAUUAAAAUGGAUGAAAGAGAAUGCUACUAAACCUAUGCAUAAGAAACUAAACACAUCAGGAGUUGGUGUCAAAAUGUGUGGUGAGAAGAAGCCAGUAAGAGAGAAUUUUGUAUGUGGAGCAUGUGGUCAGCAUGGACACAUGAGGACAAACAAGAACUGCCCCAAGUUUGGAAAAGAUCUGAAAGCGCACAUUGAAACUCCAGAUGUGGAGAAUGUACUUGGAAAGUCCAUUCCUCUGAAUUCAUCUAGUCGGUUUCAGCAGAAAACUACAACAAAGAAGUUGAUACCAGAGACUGUAAUUGACGUUGAAGGUUCUGGGGUUGAAAACCUUGGUCCGACCUCAAAGGUUGUUCCAUUGACAUUCAAAGUUGCGUUAGGUGAAAAGUUUCCUGACAAACAGGCUCCUGGAGAAACAGAGAGUUAUCGGAAUCCAGUCACAUCUGAUCUUGAAGCUGGGAAUCCCGCUGUUAAGGUUAGUAAAAUAAUAAUUUCUAACAAGACGAAACCUGGAGAGGGAUCAGUUGAAUCUCAUAAACCCCCUAUUGGGAUAUGGUCUCCCACAGAUAUAGAUAGGGGUCAUGUCAAGUCACAAAAGCCACUGCCAACUAUAGUGAUACGGCCUCCAGCAACCACAGUUGGAGAUCAGGUGGAAUCUCAAAAGCCCUCUGUUGCUAAACUGCCAUUAGUGGAAGCUCACAAAGAGCAACAUCAUCAGAAAAGACAUGAGAAGCAGAAUAGCAUGUAUUUUUCUAUCGAAGCAGUGAAAAAGAAAGCAAGAGAUGAUAGAAGAUUGAGGGAGGAGCAAGAGAAACGGAGAAUUGAAGAGAGUACCAGGAGGCUGUAUGACAAUGAAAUUAGGAUGGCAAAGGAGCAAGAAAGACUUGCAGAACUUAAAAAAUAUGAAGCAGCCAUCAAACAAGAGAGAGAGGAAGAACUCCAGAAAGUGAAGAAGAAUAAAAUUAUGAAUAGAAGGCCACAGAUAAAUGAUGACUAUUUAGAGGACUCGCGGACAAGAACAUUUGGUAAAAGGAUGCCACAAAGAAAUCAGGGGGCCAAAAGGAGGCCAACUGUUGAUUUGGGAAGUUAUGGUGGAGAUUAUGCCCCAACUACCAAGCGUCGUAAAGGAGGAGAGGUUGGUUUGGCAAACAUCUUGGAGCGCAUUGUAGAAUCCCUCAAAGAUCGAAUUGAAAUCUCGUAUCUUUUUUUAAAACCAGUAUCCAAAAAGGAAGCUCCUGAUUACCGGGACAUCAUAAAGCACCCAAUGGAUCUAUCGACAAUCAAGGUGAAGGUUCGGAAUAUGGAGUACAAGAGCCGGGAGCAAUUCAGACGGGAUGUGUGGCAGAUUGCCUUUAAUGCCCAUAAAUAUAAUGAUGAGCAUAACCCGGAUAUCCCUCCACUCGCAGAUCAGCUUUUAAACUUCUGUGACUAUAUGUUGGUUGAGAAUGAAGAAAGCUUGACUGAAGCGGAAGCAGGCAUUGAAUAUGCAGAUAUCUAGAGAUAUGUGCUGUUAUAUGUUACUCUCUUUUUCUAAAGAAGCCCCAGGUUGAGUCUAGAAGAUGUUUGCUUUCUCUGGUUUUGAAGUUUGUAGGUCGUUUUACGUAGGAUCAAGAAGACAGCUCUGAAUUCAUCUUGCAUCUCAAACUUCUGUAAUUUUGUCCAUUGAGUUGUUCAUGAAAGUAGGAACCAGUAGUUCCAAUAUUGUACAGUGAAAGCCGUUGUUUUCGAAAGGCAUAACGAGAAACCAUCUUGUAAAUUUAAGUAGUUACUCUUAUAAUUUGUAUCUGAAUUUACAAAUUAUCUUAUAUAUUUCAAUUUCUAUUUACUA